Ruditapes philippinarum (Manila clam) is the source of this 2634-nucleotide messenger RNA. RefSeq lists its product as uncharacterized. Lineage: Eukaryota; Metazoa; Mollusca; Bivalvia; Venerida; Veneridae. The record is from RefSeq and is a predicted model, not a curated record. The coding region runs from base 356 to 1768 and encodes 470 amino acids. The transcript has 2 exons.
GUGGGUUCAUAAUUGUAUUGAAUAGAGAAAUUAUUUUGUAAUAACAUUAAAGAUCUGUUACGUAACAUGGGUUAUUUUCUAAAUUAAUUUGCAGUUAAUUGUUCGUCAACUUGCAUUGAUGUAAGUAGCUGUAUCCGACGAUUUCCGGGAUGAUGAGCCAGACAUUUAAAUAUAGGUUAAUCUAGCGUGAGAUUUACUGAUACAAUAUUUAAGCGUCGUUUUUACAUAUACAAAGCGUAACAGAGUCUAUUCAUAAAAAGGAAAAGGAUAUUAUAAGAAUUUUUCUGGAAUAAACUGGAAGGUUAGGACCGACUGUAUUGAUACAUCAAUAUACUGAUUGGUCCAAUUGUAUCAAAUGGCUAACACAAGAAGGGAUCGCCAGUGCAUAGUGGAGGUAUUUCAGCAUCACACACGAAGAGACUUUCAUAUAAGCAGCUUCAUUGAAAAACUGAAAAAACACGGUUUAAUAAAUCAACGGCAAUACAAUAAUUUACAUAGCACACAUGACGAUUCUGGGUAUGUACAACUUAUCGAUCUUCUAUGCAAUUUGUUGACCCUUCUGUCGUAUGACAACAUGUGUUUUCUUUUUGAAGAAGAGGGGUAUACUGAUAUCGCCUCUAAUCUAAGAACAAAAAGGUUUACAAUUCGUUACCGGAGACUCCCACAAAUAGAAAUGCCUCAUUCCAAACGGACUCAUGAUUACUACCAACAUAUUAAAAGCUGCAUAGAUAAUAAUUCGUUUUGGGGUGAUAAUAGAGUAAUAUUAAUGCAAUUCAUGCACAAACAAGAUGAAAAAAUCAUGAUGAAUAGAGAUCAAAUAUCGAACCAUGAUCGACAGUUUGCCAUGGAGCGAAAAGCAGCAGCUACAGUUUUACUAAUUCAACAUUAUAAAGACAUUGAAGAACGCAAACGAAUAUUGCAUCAAGCAAUAGGUACAGAAACGAACGGGGUUGAUAAUACAUCAUUGCAAAUUGUUUUCCAUUCAAAAAUGGCAAUAACAGAAGUUGAAGCAGGUAAUAUUCGGAAAGCUGAAGAGCAUAUCGUUAAAACAAAAGAGUUCUGUUUAAUGUAUAGACCUUGUUUUGCAAUAACAUCCGCGUUCCAUGACAUUGAGUAUACAUAUAAAUGUCUUUACUUUAAAAACCCAUCUGACGAAAUGUUGGAAAAGAUUCUCGUUGAAGGAGAUAUAGCUAUUCAGAGUUUGAAUGAAGAAAGUGAGGACGUUCAAAACCUCUGGAGAAGAAUAAUGCUAUUGUUUAUGGUAUUAUCAUUGUUAUUCAUAACAGCAGAUUUCGUGGUUUGCGACAUAACGAAGAUCAAAACAAUUCAUAAGAAACGCGCAAAGAAAAUUUUGAAAGAAAUUAAACGCUGCAGUCAUGAAAUCCAAAUUCGGCGGCAAAUGAUAUUAAAUCUGUGUUUAGCCGUGCUCGAGGAAGAAAAAGAUAUUAAAGCCGCCGAAAUGUAUGCGAAACAUGCAGUAAACAACGCAGAAAACGGUGGUUGUUUUCGUGAAAUAGAAAAACAAAAUGUUAAGGCAUAUUUGAAAAGUAUUCAAAGCAAAAUGAUUGCACAAAAAAUAAGAACAUGUUUUAUGCUUGUUUCUAUUAUAAUUGGAAUAUGCUUUGGAAUUCACUAUUUCAUGGUUUAUUUCACAACUGAUGAUAAAUGUAUUGUAUUCCUAAUAUAUUGUUCUACAACGACUAUUUGUGUGGUUCUUGGUAACUAUUUUAGUCAGGUUUUACCAUUUUCUUUCAUGUCACGAGAUUAAAAAGACAUUAUGCAUUUUAGAUGACUUUAGAUAAUUCUAUGUUUAUAAUGUACUAUAAUUAUCUCAUUGUAUACAAGUCGUACAACAAUUUAAAACAAUGAAAAUCACGUGAUUUAUUUAUUAUUUUUUAAAUUGAUGAGCAAAAUAUUUCAAUAUUCAAUUAUUGUCAAUAGUUAAAUUGCAUUCAUUGAAGGCUUCAUAAUACUUACUGAGCUUUUAUAUUAAUCAAACAUUUUUUGUAAAAAACUGAAAUUUGAAAUGCAGUUUAAAAGCGCAUAAAAUCUGGCUUAAUCGCAUACAUUAUAGAUAUUAAUAUACUAAAGCGUAAAACCACAUACAAAUGUAACUUUAUAACUCUGUUAUAUGUUUAUUGUUUUCAGUUCAAACCCGGAAGAUAUUUGAAAUAUGGAGAGUAAUCAUGUAUUUUUGUUCUGCUUGUUAUUUAAAGGUCUAUUGCGCAACGCUAUCGUUCCGAUAUGGGGUGAAUGCGCAUUAUGUCAGUGCAUUUUAUAAUAUAAACAGUUUAAAUCUAAAUGCAUCGUCAACCGUUAAAAAGUACUAAUAAAACACCUAAACAUGACCUAUAUUAAAAUUGUCAUUAAUGGCAUUCUCGCGAUUAUAUUUUUAUUUAGAUCAUUAUUUGUAAAAUAUUUUAUUUCUACACUACUGUAAAGUCAUAAUUAUACUGUGAUAAUGUUUUGUACGUUCGUUAUCUUGUAAAUAUGCUUUUAUUUUGUCAUCAUGGGCUUAUAAGCCUAAUUUUAUUGGAAUAAAUUGUCUGUCUGUCUGUCAUGUAAAACAUGAUUUUUUUAGACAUUUAGACAAGAUGAUAUUAUAAAAUAAGUUUAUAUUAGUAUAUUAUUUAU